This is a messenger RNA of Melanaphis sacchari, 538 nucleotides long. RefSeq lists its product as uncharacterized. The record is from RefSeq and is a predicted model, not a curated record. The coding region runs from base 116 to 538 and encodes 140 amino acids. Lineage: Eukaryota; Metazoa; Arthropoda; Insecta; Hemiptera; Aphididae. The transcript has 5 exons.
CUAACGGCUUCGUGUGAAUAUUGUCCACAAAUUAUAAGUGCAUCUACAUCAUCCAGUGGAAACUUAUUAAGCCAUAUAAAAAAAAAGCAUAGUUUUUUGAUGUCAAAAGUUGAAGAUGCAAGAAGGGAAAAAAAAUCAGUCUUCAAAUAUCACUCAGACAAAAAUUUUCAUAAAUGAUGUUUCUUCAAAUAAAGUUUCAAAACAAAAGAUUAAAGAAUUAGUGUUUAACUAUAUUGUCAAUGAAAUGCGUCCAUUAAUUACAAGUGAAAAAAAGGCUUUUCGGGAAUUAAUAAUUGGGUUAACUGGAUUGAAAGACACCUCUAUGAUCCCUGAUCGAAGACAAAUACGAUCCCAUUUAAAAUCUACUUAUGCAGCGUAUGUGGACAUGUUGACAGAUUUAAUCAAGAAACAUAACUAUAUUUGUACGACUGCAGACAUUUGGAGCACAAACAAUAAGAGUUACAUGGGUAUGACUUGUCAUGAACUCUGUAUGUUGGAAAACCAUCCUAUAGUAAAACAAGUUUUUUUUAAAAUAUAA